Molecule: messenger RNA, 1587 nt
Organism: Salvia hispanica
Lineage: Eukaryota; Viridiplantae; Streptophyta; Magnoliopsida; Lamiales; Lamiaceae
Product: Polyketide synthase, enoylreductase family protein
Biological process (GO): fatty acid metabolic process
Cellular component (GO): mitochondrion
Molecular function (GO): oxidoreductase activity
Source: RefSeq, a predicted model, not a curated record
UGAAAACGAUAAACGGAAUGGCGACUGUGAGGCUACUUACCAUGAGCGCUGCUUUCCACCGCCACGGCGGAGCAUCGUUGCCCCCGCUGCCAUCGAGGCUACUCCGCCUCUCUAAUAGAGUUAUCCGAGCAUUCUCCUCCGCCACGUCUCCACCGUCCAAGGCUGUGGUGUAUGACGAGCAGGGCGAUCCCGACGCCGUGUGCAAAAUCAGAGAACUGCCGCCGGUUCCGAUGAAGGAUGAAGAUGUCUGCGUCAGGAUGCUCGCCGUCCCCAUCAACCCCUCCGAUAUCAAUCGAAUCCAAGGAGUGUAUCCGGUGAGGCCAGCUGUUCCUGCUGUAGGAGGAUAUGAAGGGGUAGGAGAGGUACAUUCUAUCGGUUCUGCGGUGAAGGAACUUCGUCCAGGAGACUGGGUAAUCCCUUCUCCGCCGUUUUCAGGUACAUGGCAGACGUUUGUUGUCAACAAGCAGAAUGUCUGGCACAAGAUCGAUAAACGCACUCGUAUGGAGUAUGCUGCCACUAUAACUGUGAAUCCUUUGACUGCCCUGAGAAUGCUUGAGGACUUUGUGGAUCUGAAACCAGGGGACUCUGUUGUUCAAAAUGGGGCUACAAGCAUAGUGGGGCAGUGUGUCAUUCAACUUGCACAACUUCGAGGCAUUCGGUCUAUUAACAUCAUACGUGACAGGCCAGGAUCUGAUGAAGUAAAAGAGAAACUAAAAAAACUUGGUGCUAGUGAAGUGUUCACUGAGGAUCAGCUGGCAGUUAGAAAUGUCAAAGAUCUUCUGGCUGAUAUACCAGAACCCGCAUUAGGAUUUAACUGUGUUGGUGGAAAUUCUGCUUCCCUGGUCCUUAAAUCCCUGAAACAAGGUGGAAUAAUGGUCACAUACGGAGGAAUGUCUAAGAAACCAAUAACCGUCUCCACAGGAUCUUUGAUUUUUAAGGAUUUAUCCUUGACAGGAUUCUGGUUACAGAAAUGGAUGGGUUCUGAUAAAUCAAAAGAGUGCAGGGAGAUGAUAGAUUACCUUCUAAGCCUGACCCGCAGCGGUGAACUGAAAUACGACUUGGAGCUGACACCUUUCGAUCAAUUUCCUACUGCUCUGGACAAGGCCCUUGGAAAGCUAGGAAGCCAACCCAAACAAGUGAUCAAGUUCUAGUUCAGUUGAUUAUUUGUGAUCUGCCUUCAGCAUACCCUUGUUGUCAACUGGACAUGUUGGGAGUGUUGGGAGCAACUGAACAACUUACUAAGUUGAGGGACGGGUUUGCAAAUAAGGAAGAGAAAGGGGGUUUAAGGUGUUGAAGAAGAAUCAGCUCACUUGAUCAGUUUGGGCUGAAACCGUAAGCUAUGGAGAGUAUAUAUACAUCUCUGAUUUAACUCCUUGAGUUAGUUAAUCAGAUUAGAGUUGAUUUUACACACUCUGUGAGAUUAUCGUGUUCUUCAAGAUCAUCCGAGAAUAGAGAGUUCUUGAGAAAUUGUGAUAAUUUGAGUGUGAAUUGAUUGUAUUCUUCCUAUGUAAAUUCCAUCUUCAGAGUCAGUGAAUAAAGAGGGCUCAUCUUCUCCGUGGAUGUAGGCUUUACAGCCGAACCACGUAA